This is a messenger RNA of Protomyces lactucae-debilis, 888 nucleotides long. RefSeq lists its product as uncharacterized. The transcript has a single exon. The record is from RefSeq and is a predicted model, not a curated record. The coding region runs from base 355 to 840 and encodes 161 amino acids. Gene Ontology annotation, cellular component: mitochondrial large ribosomal subunit. Gene Ontology annotation, biological process: mitochondrial translation. Gene Ontology annotation, molecular function: structural constituent of ribosome. NCBI's taxonomy places the organism in Eukaryota, Fungi, Ascomycota, Taphrinomycetes, Taphrinales, Protomycetaceae.
UAUUGCUGGGAGCUCAUGACGUCUGCGCGCCUUUGUCGGAGUGUAAGGUUGAAAUAGAGGAGGUGUACAACAGAUGGAUCUUUUUGGGAGCUGGCUUGCAGUCUUGUGGUAGAGGAUGAUUUCGCUUGAGACCCUGAGGGCCUGAAGGAAGUAUGGUGGUCAAGAGGGACGCGGGCCUGUCUGGCCUUGCCUGGUCGUGUAGCUGUGUGAGAGUGGUUGUGUGUCUCUUGCCUGUGUUGAAGCGCCAAAAGUCAAAUUUGGAAGCAGCAACUCAUCAGCCAGUAGCUACUUACUACUACUCACAGGCUUGUACUUACUAGCUAUCUCGUUAGCUUGUAAGAUCAACAGGCAGGCAUGGCAGCAGCAAAAGUCGCCAAGAAGGUCGCAAAAGCAGCAACAGCAGCAGCACCAACAGGCCCCAAACAGCUCCUCUCUCGACAAUACAGACCUCCAGUCUUUCAACAAACCGUUAUCCUCUCUGAUGGCGCAUCCUACCAACGCUACACCACCUCACCGAGAGAUACUUUCAGGCUCUCAAAGGAUAUCAGAAAUGCACAGUUAUGGAAUCCAAAUCUUGGGAAACGCUUGUCGAAUGAGGAAUCUGGACGCAUGGCGCGUUUUGCGAAUCGCUUUUCAGGCUUUAAUGCGAGUACGGAGGGGUCGAGCCAGAUCGGCGGUGCUGCCGAUACGGGCGAGAAGGAUGGGAAGCAAGGACAAAUGCAAGAUGAUGCCGAUGAUCUGGAUUGGAUGGUGGAUGCAAGUUCUCGAGCAGCACCCAAGAUGUCUGAUCGCGAAUUGCGGGAGUCAACAAGAAAGAAGCCGGCAAAGGGUAAGAAGUAGAGGACGAGAGUUCACUACAACGGAUGAGCAUACAUGUAUAUUGCAUAG